UGCGUUUCUUCUUUCCUGUUUUGUUCUCAUAGACAAAGUGACAUGAUGAGACAAAGCUGUAAAGACUAGGAGCAUCACAUUGUCACGUCUGUGGUACUGGACUGAUUUAGUAAGGUUUGCAUACUUGGCAUCUAGUGACCAUGGUGUGGACAGUGGGUCUCAGUAACCUGGUGUUAGCGGUCUACGGAUUCACGCUGAUCAUAGGCCUUCCCGCCAAUAUCUUGGCUUUUUACACCUUCUUCCAGAAGAUCCGCCAGCAAUCUACCCCAAUGGACAUGCUGUUACUCAGUUUAACAGUCUCUGACCUGAUUUUGUUCUUUUUCCUGCCAAUUCGCAUGGUGGAGGAGGCCAACAUGAAAAGGACGAUGCCGUACUUCCUCUGCCUGCUGUCAGUUUUCAUCUUCUACUCUGUCAUCGGCAACAGCAGCUUGCACCUGAUGGCCAUCAGUGUGGAGCGAUACUUGGGUGUAGCUUUCCCAAUUAAAUACAAGCUGAAACGCAACCCUCGAAAUGCUGUGAUAGCCUGCGUCAUGUUCUGGGUGGUUUCCAUGGCACACGGCAGCAUUGUCUACAUCAUCCAAUACCACGAUCAUUUGAACCCCAACAUCACCGAUCCAUCAAAGCGUAACACCUGUCAUGAAGAAUUCACCACCGAGCAGCUCAAGAUUCUCCUGCCGUUUCACCUAGAACUUUCUAUUGUUUUCUUCUGCAUUCCUUUCCUCAUCUGCUGCUUCUGCUACAUCAAGUGCAUCUGCAUACUUUUCCGUCUAUCCAAAGUUCACUCCAAGAAGCGAUAUAGAGCCACCGGGAUGGCGUUGGGAACGCUUCUGGUCUUUGUUAUCACUUUUAUGCCCAACAGCAUCUCAUAUGUGGAGGGAUAUGUUGGCGGCUACAGUACUAAAUGGAAAAAAUAUGCUCUGCUCACCAGCACGCUGAAUGCAUGUCUCAACCCUCUCAUAUUCUAUUUCUCUUCUUCAGCACUCAGAGAGACUUUCAAGAAGGUGUUGCAGGAGCUGGUGGGGCGGCUCCUCCCUCUCUGCUGCCGCUCGGCUCCAUGCUGCCCUUUAUUUAACCGUGGGAAAUCAGAGGAGAGAACACAAAGCUCUGAUGACAGAUUCCUCUAACAUACCAAGCCAGGUUUUGCUUUGAUUGAUGUGCUUUGCAUUGCCUGCAUAUGCAUCUUCAAUGCAUGCCAUUCUGUCCAAAGCCAAUUCAUGUCAUUCUAUUACGCCACCAUAACCCAAUGCUUAAUGGAUGGACAGAAGAGGAACAGCUUAAAAAUGGUUUUUGGAAGAGAAAAUCAAGCAUGCACAUGAUGAUUGCACUAAUAUUUUUCUUAAAUCUUUGCAUCAGCAUAAUUUUAUACACAAUGAAAUAAAGAGCUUGACCAGUUUGUGAACAAAUUACAGUGCAAAAUCUAACAUUCAAAUACGCAGCAUUCACUUACAGCAGUGGUAUGAUCAUAAUCAAUUAAACAAAGAUAUUUUGAUACAAUUGUGUGAAACAAGCUGUUUUUGUUACUAAUUUUUCAAUAAAAUUUGUGAUUAUGCUUCCGUUCUUUACUUCUCCAUUCUUAACCAUUUUUUUAUUGCACAUGAAUGCUGUUUAUUUAUUUUCUUCGCAGCACUCAAUAUGAAGCAUUAUCUAUUGUGAAGGUCUGUUUAAUUAUGGUUAUUGUAGUGCUGUACAGGAAUUUCCUAUUUGGUCGAAAGAACAUUCUCAGUUCAUUUUGGAGACUAUGACUCCUCAACUGCUUCUUUCACGUGUGGGGUCCCCCAGGGCUCCAUUUUGGGGCCUAUUCUGUUCUCCCUGUAUAUGCUCCCCUUGGGACAUAUUUUUAGAAAAUUUGGUAUUUCUUUUCAUUGUUAUGCAGACGAUAUGCAAAUUUAUCUGCCUUUGAAACGAAAAGAUACUUGCUCUUUAGCGCCUCUAUUGCAGUGUCUUGAGGAAAUUAAGGCCUGGAUGGCACUAAAUUUCCUUAAUUUUAAUGAAAACAAAACAGAAGUUAUGUUGUUUACGUCAGGGGGUACCUGUGAGUCAGUAGGUUUAAACCUUGGUGAAUUAAAACCAUUUGUGAAGCCCUAUGUAAAAAACUUGGGUGUUAUCAUGGAUUGUGAUUUUAAAUUGGACAAACAGAUUAACUCUCUUUUUUCCAAUUUAGACAACUCACCAAGGUGAAAUCUUUCUUGUCUCUUAAAGACUUUCAAAGAACUGUACAUAUAUUUAUUUCAAGUCGCCUGGAUUAUUGUAAUGGCCUCCAUUUAGGUAUUAGUCAGGCCUCUCUCUCCAGACUGCAGAUGGUCCAGAAUGCGGCAGCUCGCCUGUUGAUGGGUACACGAAAGCGGGAACACAUCACCCCCGUUCUCGCGUCUCUUCACUGGUUACCUGUCCAUUAUAGGAUUCAUUUUAAAAUUUUGGUACUUGUUUUUAAAUCUCUUAAUGGUUUAGCACAAAGGUAUCGUUCUGACUUGAUCAAUCUGUAUGCUCCAUUAAGAACACUUAGGUCUGCUGACCAUUUGCUUUUAGCUGUCCCACGGGUAAAGCUGAAGAGCAGGGGUGACCGAGCCUUUGCAGCGGUGGCCCCUAAGCUUUGUAAUAGUUUGCCCCUCUACAUUAGACAGGCUCAAACACUUGCUGUUUUUAAAUCUGUCCUAAAAACUUAUUUUUAUAGUCUGGCAUUUGACGCUAUGUGAGAGCUGCUUUCUUUUAUUUUUUUUAUUGUGUUUUAGUGUCUUCUUUCGUGGUGUUGACUGUUUGUAUCUUUGAUAUUUUUAUUAUUUUAUGUGUGUACAGCACUUUGAUAAACACUUGCUGUUUUUUAAAAAAAGUGCUUUAUAAAUAAACUUCGACUUUGAAUUUGUUUUUAAGGAAGUACCUUGUCUAUUAAUGGGUAAAGCUACAGUAACAUCUUCAGCUAGUCAGCUUAAGAUCCUUUCCAUCAAAAUGGUUAUAUCUCUUAAGACUAGUAGUUAAUGUUUUAUGAGCAAUAGGAAAACGUCUUGGAUUACUCAAAGUAACCAUGGUUCCCUGAG
Messenger RNA from Ctenopharyngodon idella (grass carp), 3032 nucleotides. Its product is annotated as free fatty acid receptor 3-like. Lineage: Eukaryota; Metazoa; Chordata; Actinopteri; Cypriniformes; Xenocyprididae. Gene Ontology annotation, biological process: G protein-coupled receptor signaling pathway; cellular response to fatty acid. The transcript is spliced from 2 exons. Gene Ontology annotation, molecular function: G protein-coupled receptor activity. Bases 141 to 1124 code for a protein of 327 amino acids. The record is from RefSeq and is a predicted model, not a curated record. Gene Ontology annotation, cellular component: plasma membrane.